Aureobasidium uvarum is the source of this 1065-nucleotide messenger RNA. The record is from the annotation of a GenBank genome assembly. Lineage: Eukaryota; Fungi; Ascomycota; Dothideomycetes; Dothideales; Saccotheciaceae.
AUGCUUGUUGGCGCCUUGACGGGACCGAUCUACGAUGCUGGUUACUUUCGCGCCUUGUUGACUGUAGGCUCUUUCGGCGUUGUCUUCGGACAUAUGAUGCUAUCCUUAGCUACGACUUACUGGCAGGUCAUCCUCGCUCAAGGAAUUUGCGUUGGUCUGGGUGCUGGAUGUCUGUUUGUACCGUCGGUCGCCAUCUUGAGUACUUACUUCAGCACGAGGAUUGCUACCGCUAUGGGUCUUGCUGCUGCUGGAAGUAGUUUAGGUAAGCUCUGUCUAUAUUCGCCUCCUAGUUGUCCACUAACAUCGCAUACAGGCGGUGUCAUCUACCCUAUCGUAUUCUAUCGCCUCGAACCACGCAUCGGAUUUCCCUGGGCAACUCGUGUAAUUGGCUUCAUCGCUCUCGGAACUCUCAUUAUUGCCAACUCGGUCAUGCGCGUGCGCGUCCUCCCAGCUGCUCGUCGUGCCGUUCUCGACCUCAAGGCUUUUACCGAGCUGCCAUACCUCUUCUUCGUGCUUGGUGGCUUCCUUGCCUUCAUGGGACUGUACGCACCCUUCUUCUACAUCGAGAGCUACGCCAUCACCUACAACAUCACGUCGGAGAGUUUGGGCUUCUACACUUUGGCCAUCAUCAACUCGGCUUCAGUCUUUGGUCGUGUUUUGCCCAACCUCGUUGCUGAUCGUACUGGACCAAUGAACAUAAUCAUUCCUUGUUGUGUCAUCUCUGGAAUCAUCGCACUGUGCCUUAUCCCUGUCCGCAGCGAAGCAGCGCUCAUUGUCGAGUGUGUGCUAUAUGGCUUCUUCUCUGGCGCUUUGGUGUCGUUGCCACCUACGGUUUUCGUCCAUCUGUCGCCUAACAGAGGACUCAUUGGCACGCGUAUGGGACAGGGCUUUAGCAUCAUUUCGAUCGGUCUGUUGCUCGGUACGCCUAUCUGCGGAUGGAUUUUGAAUGGCAGUGGGUUUACCGAGGUGUGGGUCUUUGCCGGAGUAUUGAUUCUGGCAGGCGGCAGUCUCAUGUUUGUGAGCAGGUUCUUCAAGGCAGGAUUCAAGCUCGUGCAAAGGGUUUAG